Messenger RNA from Lotus japonicus, 2327 nucleotides. Its product is annotated as protein SIEVE ELEMENT OCCLUSION B-like. The transcript has 6 exons. The record is from RefSeq and is a predicted model, not a curated record. Gene Ontology annotation, biological process: phloem development. Lineage: Eukaryota; Viridiplantae; Streptophyta; Magnoliopsida; Fabales; Fabaceae. The coding region runs from base 77 to 2083 and encodes 668 amino acids.
GUUCAGCACCAACUCAAUUAAGCACAACACACAAAUACAAUUACAAACCUAAGGUCAGGGUACUAUAAUCAUCAUCAUGUCACAUGUGCCCAAGGCAGCUUCAAAUGGCGCUCUGAUCCAGCAUAGUGGCACUUCGCCGAACCAGAAAGCUUACCUGCCAAGCCCCUUUGAGCUGAAGGACCCUCAGAUCCUAGACAGAGUCUACCUCACCCAUGUCAAUGAUGAUGAAAUCUGUGAUACUAAAAUCCUUUUCGACCUUGUGUCCACUGUUGUACUUCAGAGUGUUUCACAGAUUCCCGCUACCAGUUUCAAACCAGAAUUCUCUACACUGAAGUUGAUUUCCUGUCAGAUGAUAACCACACGCAAUGCUGAUCACUGCGUGCACCAAACAACAAUGUGGAUUCUUCAAAACCUGAGAAGCUACUCCUGGGAUGCAAAAGCAAUCAUAACUCUAGCUGCUUUCACCUUGGAGUAUGGAAAUUACCUGCACCUUAGCCGGGCCGCAGUAGCCGACACGCUUGGAAGCUCACUGAGGCAGCUGAAUCAGGUUCAUACCAGAAAGGUCCCUGCUGAUAUCACCAAACUUGUGACAUUCAUAGUGCACGCAUUUCAGCAUCUUAAGGAGUGGGCAACGUGGGCUGAUGAAGGGUAUGAACCAGAGGAAGUGCCUUCCUUGACAGAAGCACUGCAGCAUGUCCCUGUUGCUGUUUACUGGACAAUUGCUGCCAUUGUUGCCUCUACCGGCAACCUUGUCGGUGUAUCGACCUAUAACUUGCAGGGCUACAUAGACAGGCUUGAUGAACAUGUUACCAAGUUGGCUGAGCAACUAAACAGUUGCAAAUUGCAAAUAGGCCACGUGGACGACUACUUUAACCGCAGGAAAAUUUUUGACAAGCCUAAGGACAUUGUUGAUCUGUUGAAGGCUUUGAUCCACAGAAAUGGAGCUCAGGGUCCCCAGAUAUUUGAAGGCGGUGUCAUCGUUAAGCAGGGUCUUGAAGUGUUCAGACAGAAACAUGUGUUGCUGUUUAUUUCGGGCCUCAACAGCAUUGUAGAUGAGAUUUUGCUUCUCAAUUCAAUCUACAACAGGUUGCAGGACAAUCCAACAGAAGUGAUCAAAGGCUUCAAGAAGGAAGACUUCAAGAUUCUGUGGGUCCCCAUGGUGGACAGGUGGGACGAAGCCAGCAGGGAACAAUAUUUAAACACUUGGAAGAGGGGAAUCAAAUGGUACAUAGUGGAGUACUUCUUUGAAUUACCAGGACGCAGGAUAAUAACAGAUCCUGAAAGAUUGGGUUAUGAGGGUAAUCCUAUUAUCCCAGUGUUCAACCCUCAAGGAAUGUUGACGAAUGACAAUGCCAUGGACUUGAUUUUCCAGUGGGGAAUAGAUGCAUUCCCUUUUAGGAAGAGUGAUGGUAUUGAUCUUACUCUAAAGUGGAAGUGGCUUUGGGACAUAAUAAAAAAAGCAACUCCUGGACUACAGGUCAAAGUGGACAGAUACAUCUUCAUCUUUGGAAGCACCAACAAUAAGUGGAUCCAAGACUUCACAAUUGAACUGGACAAGCUCAAAAGGAAUGAGACGGUCAAGCGUGCAGAUGUUAUAAUAGAGCAAUAUCAGCUGGGCAAGGAUGACCCUAACCGUGUUCCUAGCUUCUGGAUGGGUGUGGAAAGGAAGAAGCAGAACAAGAAGCAUCAAGAGGCAGUGGACUGUGAGAUUCAGGGGAUUGUGAAGAGCUUGUUCUGCCUCAAAAGGGAUCCCCAAGGAUGGGUCAUUCUCAGCAAAGGCCAUAACAUCAAGCUUCUCGGUCAUGGCGAGGCUGUUUAUCAAACUGUGGUGGAGUUUCCGAAUUGGAAGGAGAAAGUGCUCGAGAGAGAAGGGUUUGACAUUGCCUUCAAAGAGUACUAUGACAUCAAGGCCAAAGAGAUCUCUGCUCGCCAACCAUGUGAGAUUAUCAAUGUUGAUAGCUAUAGUGCUAAUGUCAUAGCUACCAUAACAUGCCCAAAUCCUAUGUGUGGCCGUGUGAUGGAGGUGACUUCUGUUAAUUACAAGUGCUGCCACAGUGAUGCUCCAAAUGGUUUUGGCAUCUGAUUCAUGUGGAGGGAAGAAGUGUCAAUUUGGUUUUGUUGUUGUACUUGGAUGUUCUGUUCAAUUUUUCAGUUCUUGUUUGUUGACAGCAUGUGUCUGUCCAAACAAAUGCGUCUUUGUCAUGCCAUAGAAUAAACACUUGGUUUGCCCUUGAAUGGGUAUAUCAGUAAAACAAUGGCUUCAAUAUGCCUGUCUGCUAUUGAAGUUCAUGAUUAAAUAAAAUUAGUUAUGCAUUGUAUUUUCAGAA